CAUAGCUGAAUACCGAUUGAAAGUGAAAUUCCAACGCCUUGGUGUUCACGAUAACGCGAUUUCAAUCGUUUUCCACUGCCCUUCUUCCCCAUUGCGAUCAAUUUUCUCACCAGCCAAACAUCAACAAUGGCGUCAAUCUACAGUUGCACGGGCUGCGGAUCCAACCUCAACCUUCACACCAUCCACCUCUUCCCUCCAGACUUCUACUUCGAGGCCGGCAACAAAGGCACUCUCUCUUUCUCUCUCAUCGACACCACCAAAUUCACCUUCCUCACAGAGGACAAGCUCAAACCCUUCUUCGAGACCCUCAAUUACUGGGGAAUUCAGCGCAAGAGGACCAAGAUCAACUGCAAUUGCUGUGGCUCUCUCCUCGGUCACGUCUACGAUGAUGGUCCUCCUCUCACCAACAGCUCAGGCCAGUUUCACCUUGGCCCUAGUCAAGCCAUCCCUAGGGCUCCCAGGUAUCGAUUCAAGACUAAAGCUCUUCGGAUUUCUUCUGAGACUUGAUCAAAUUGUAAUGGGUUUUUCGAUUGGGAGGGAAGAGUUAAGAAUAAUCCUAAGCAUCAUGAAAAAAAAAUACCAUGAAAUACUUCAAGAAGAUUUUUUAUCCUUUGAUUAGUGUAUGCGGUGUUUUUCUUGUAUAUAUAAUCUAAUUAUUGAAAAAUCUUUCAUGAAAAUAUCUAGCAUUACUGGGUUUUUGAUUUUGUGGGGUUUCUUUUCAUCUGUUGUGCUUCAUAUGUUGUUGUGAUAGAUACGAAUUUUCGAUGUACUUUUAAAUAAAAUUUAUGUGGUUGAAUUGAAUUCAAUGGUGCUUUUGUUUUGUC
This is a messenger RNA of Camellia sinensis, 824 nucleotides long. RefSeq lists its product as uncharacterized. NCBI's taxonomy places the organism in Eukaryota, Viridiplantae, Streptophyta, Magnoliopsida, Ericales, Theaceae. The record is from RefSeq and is a predicted model, not a curated record.